Molecule: messenger RNA, 3543 nt
Organism: Plasmodium fragile
Lineage: Eukaryota; Apicomplexa; Aconoidasida; Haemosporida; Plasmodiidae
Exons: 1
Coding region: 1-3543 (1180 amino acids)
Biological process (GO): double-strand break repair via homologous recombination
Cellular component (GO): Smc5-Smc6 complex
Molecular function (GO): ATP binding; ATP hydrolysis activity
Source: RefSeq, a predicted model, not a curated record
AUGACAUUCCCUAGUAAAAGGAAAUUGGUAGUAAAACCGGAAGAGACGACAGGGAAGAAGAAGAAGGCUAAUAAUGCGCGCGGGGGAGUGAAGAACGAGGGGCGGUCAGUGGGAGGUGCGGUGGCGAGUGCCACCCCCGUCGUGGGGUCAGAAGAGAACGAGUGUGCCAUCGUCUCGUCUGUUCCGCGCGGCAGUCGGCUGAAGAAAGGAGCCAUAAUCGAAAUCACUGUGUUUAACUGGAUGGUGUUUAGUGGGCCGGUGACGCUGAAGGCAGAAGAAGGAAUCAACCUGAUCGCAGCCGCAAACGCAAGCGGAAAGUCCUCCCUGGUGUGCGCCUUGGUCUUUGGCCUAGGGUACAACUCGAGCAUCCUGUCCAGGAACAAGGACCUAAUCAAUUAUAUAAAAAAAGGAGAAAAAAAAAGUUUCAUUGAAAUAAAGUUAAAAAAAGACGAAAGGACAAACACAACUGUUAAGAGAAUUAUGCACAUAACUCAGAAUAAGGUAGAGUCAUUUUGGUUUGUGAAUAACAAAAAGGUUACUCAAACAGAUAUACAAGAAUUACAAAAGGAGUUUCACCUGAACUUGGGGAAUUUAAUAACCUUCAUGCCACAAGAAAAUGUAAGUCGCUUUUCUAGACUAAGUCCAGAAGAAUUAUUUGAAUGUACUCUCAUGGCGGUUGAUAAAAAUUUACUCGAGAAAUAUCAUCACUUAAAGAAACUGAUAAAGGAAAAAAAGGAAGGAGAGCAUAACAUGCAAUUGUUAACACAUCAAGUGAAGGAAGAGGAAAAACUUAUAAAUGACUUGGAAGGAAAAAAAGGAAAAUUUGAAAAUUUGAAAAAAUUACUAGCCAAAGUUAGAAUAUACCGAGUGAAGAAAUCCCUUAUGGUUAUGCAGGCCAAAAAAAAACAGUUGACAGAAGUGAGAGAAAAAAUGGAUUCUCUCGUGAAGGAAAAAAAUACACAUUUCGAAACGCUGAAACAAUAUUUAUCUGAAGUGGAGAAAUGUCACAAGGUGAUUAACCACCUGUCUGAAAAGCUGUCCCAUGAGAAGACAAAAAUAAAAGAGGCCACAAGUAGGUACAUCAAAAUAAAUAUUCAGUUAGAUGAAAUCGAAGCAGAAAUAGUACGUGAGGAAAAGGUCAUGGAAGACGCAGUACAACAUAUGCACGAAAAUGAAGAAUAUAUAAAAAAUUUGGACAAAAAAAAAAAAAAAAUUGAAGAGGAAUUGGAACAAAUAGAAAAAUUCUUUCAUGAAAGGGUUACUCAAAUGGGGAUCAAAAAGGGACAAGAGGAUCCAGAGGCGUUAGAAAAAGUACUUCAAGAGGAAUUAAAAAAUUUGACAAACACAAAUAAACAAUUUUUAAUGAAAAAAUAUGCGCUGCAGACAGAGCAUGCUUCCCUCAUGGAAAAGCUACAAAAAAGGCAGAAUUAUCAGAACAUACAAGAAGAGAAAUUUUUAAACAGUAUAGAAUUUACUUUACGUGAAAGAAUUUUGAAUUAUAAAAGGAACAUAAAAAAUAUUGUACGGACACACCACUUGUUAAGUGAAUCUUUGUUGGAAGACAUACGAAAGAAGUAUGACUUAACCAAAAUCACAAGCCAGAACGAAAUGAAUGGAGCCAUUAUUGAUGCGUUGUCACAAAGAAAUAUCAUUUAUGGUCCUCUCUGCAAAUAUAUAAAAUGCAUAAAUCCACAGUUCGAUUACGUGUUAGAAUUUUCCUUAAAAAAAUACUUCAAUAGCUUUUUGCUUAUUGAGAAGGAAAAUACAUCACUGCUGGAGUCGCUCUACAAGACUUAUAAACUUUCCGUUAUUACCAUGUCAAGGGAGAAUCACAAAUUGUGUCACGUGACGAGUGAAAUGAGAGAACGUGGAGUCGAAUGUUUUAUUUAUGAAUUAUUUGAAAGUCCUGAGAUUGUAAAAAAUGGACUCAUGAAUUUUAUCCCCAUCAAUAUUGCUUUUGUAGUUCGAGAGGGAACUUUUAAAAACAAAACCACCAAAGAUAUCACAAAUUUUAAUACCUUUAUGUUAGAAGAAAUUUCUAAACAGAUAAAUGAACAGGUCAGUAGUCUCCUUUACUUCUGCGAACAGAGUGUACACCGAUACAGGAUAAGUAGUUACAAUCAAAAUGUAUAUAUUGACAAUUUUUCCUUCAUAGAUGGGAGGUGCAAAAUAUUGUAUUACAUGAGUUCCGAGGUGAAAAAAGACAUUCAUGUGUUGGAGAAAAGGAGAAAAGAAUGUGAAUCUGAAAUGCAAACUUUGAAGGAAAAAAUGGACCAAUUAGAUGUCCUGAAAAAGAAAAAAAAUGAUCAACACAAUAAUCUCAUUCUACAAAAAAGUGAAAUAAAUAUUAGAAAAAAAAAAAAAUUACUUCUAGUUAAGGAACUUCAAACGGUCGAACAAAAUCUUAACCUUUAUUUGAAAGGAGAACAACUCAUUGAUGAAAAAAAAAACAAAAUAAGCAAACGGAUUAACCAUUUGAAUGAGAGGAAGAUAAAACUUUGUAGCGAUUAUUUCGAUACUCUAAAAGGGCACAAAGGAAAUGACAUGGAAGCAUUUUUUAUCUCACGGAAAUUAGCUCAAUGGAAAAGAUACCUCUCUCUGGUGAAGAACCAAAAUGCAGAAAGUGAAAAAAAACACGAAACGUUAAAAGCACAAAUACAUUUAGAGAAUACGAAACAUGCUGCCCUUACACACGAUAUUGAGGAGUUGGAAAAUCUGGUCAAAGUACAAAAGGGUGAAUUGUGUAAAGAAGAAUUGAAGUCGCUCAACGAGAUUAAAGUUUCCCUCGACGAGAUUGAUAAUAUUUUACAAGAGUGUUCCAUUCAGCAAAGGAUUUAUAACAACCUAGAAAAAAAUGAAGAGAAAUAUAAUAUGCUUGUUUUGUCCAUACAAAGACAUAAUGAAAAUUUGAAACAAAAAAAGGAACAACUGGUCAAGAUAGAGAAGGAACUUGAAAUGCACACCAACCAAAUUCAGUUCGUUCUCUCCAAUUGGGUAAAUCAAGUGGAAGAAUGCAUCCUCUUCCUCAAUCACAACUUAGGAAAAUUUAUAUCCUUUAUAAACCCAGCCUAUGGUGCAAAAAUUGAACUUGUUAAAAAAAACGAACUUUUCGAACAAUGCGAAUUGUUUAUUAAAGUCAAAUUUAAAAAGACUGCCCCCUUUCUCUUACUCUCCGUUUCUCAUCAAUCGGGGGGAGAGCGCUCCCUCACCACCAUGCUAUACAUUUUAUCAAUUCAAAAAUUAACCAAAAAUGGCUUUUACGUACUGGAUGAACUGAACCAGGGACUCGACCACACCAAUGAAAAGAAAAUUUUCGAACUGCUCUCUUGCCUCUCUAACCCCACCAUGUACAAGCAGCACUUCAUGCACCACUACGAUUAUAAACAUAUAGAAAUUGAUUAUCAGUCCAAACCACAGUACUUCAUCUUGACGCCCCAAAUAAUUCGUGACAUUUUCUUCAAGGACAUCACGGUGCACUACCUGUUCAACGGCUUCGGCGUCCUCUCUGGGCAAUUCGACGAGGUCGAGGUGGACAAUAUGUAA